Molecule: messenger RNA, 3107 nt
Organism: Danio aesculapii
Lineage: Eukaryota; Metazoa; Chordata; Actinopteri; Cypriniformes; Danionidae
Gene: ilf3b
Product: interleukin enhancer binding factor 3b
Exons: 19
Coding region: 174-2687 (837 amino acids)
Cellular component (GO): precatalytic spliceosome
Molecular function (GO): double-stranded RNA binding; single-stranded RNA binding
Source: RefSeq, a predicted model, not a curated record
GUUGGCUGAGAGAGAUCACAUGUUGCGGCUCCAGUUUAGCGCACGCUGAUUCUCUACAGCGGCAGAACAGCAGACGGGCGCAUCUUCGUCGCUGUAUUGACCAACCAGAAGCAGCUUUUCUCUGCCACAUAUAGACCAACACUGCCAAACUGAAGUCCCACUUUGUACCCAUUAUGCCGCCGCCUCUUCGUCAUCGCUCCAUGCGCAUCUUUGUGAAUGACGACCGCCAUGUGAUGGCCAAACAUUCGGCUAUCUAUCCCACCCAGGAGGAGUUGGAGGGGGUGCAGAACAUGGUGUCCCACACAGAGCGUGCUCUGAAGCUCGUGUCUGAUUGGCUGGAUGACCAGGAGAAGGGAAAUGCCAAAGUGAAUGCAUUGGAUACAGAUGGAGAAGGGGAUAAGGAGACUGAGCCAAGCACUGGGGAGCAGGCAACCCGUUCCCUGCGUGGAGUCAUGCGUGUGGGGCUGGUAGCUAAAGGCCUUCUCCUGAAGGGAGAUCUUGACCUGGAACUUGUGCUGUUGUGCAAAGAAAAACCCACUAUCAACCUGCUAAAGAAAGUAUCUGAUAACCUGGCUGUGCAGCUAAAGCAGCUCAUCACUGAGGAAAAAUAUGAUGUUACACCGUGCAUCCACGAUGCCACCAUUGUCAUCAAAAAUGCCAAAGAGCCUCCGCUGACCCUCACCAUUCACCUGACUUCACCCCUCGUGAGGGAGGAGGUUGAGAAGCAGGCUGCUGGAGAAACGCUAUCAGUCAUCGAUCCUCCGGAUGUACUGGACAGGCAGAAAUGCCUGACUGCCUUGGCGUCCCUCCGCCACGCCAAGUGGUUCCAGGCCAGGGCUAAUGGACUGCGCUCCUGUGUGAUUGUCAUUCGCAUCCUGAGGGACCUCUGUGCUCGUGUACCCACUUGGUCUCCUCUGAGAGGAUGGCCCUUAGAACUGCUGUGUGAAAAAGCGAUUGGCACUGGAAAUCGGCCAAUGGGAGCAGGAGAAGCUCUCCGUAGAGUGCUGGAAUGUCUUGCAUCUGGAAUUCUCAUGGCUGAUGGUUCAGGCAUUUGUGACCCUUGUGAAAAGGAGCUAACAGAUGCCAUCAGUCACGUGGAUUGCCAGCAGCGGGAGGACAUCACUCAGAGUGCUCAGCAUGCUUUGAGGCUUUCGGCUUUUGGACAGCUGCACAAAGUGCUUGGCAUGGACCCACUUCCUUCAAAAAUGCCCAGGAAACCACGCAGUGAUACUCCUAUUGACUAUACAGUUCAAAUCCCCCCCAGCACAACCUACGUGCCACCAAUGAAACGACCCAUAGAGGAGGAGUCCACCGAUGAGAAGAAUCCAAACAAGAAAAAGAAGAAGCUGCAGAAGAAAUCUCCAGAUGAGAAAGCGGAACCAGCACAGGCCAUGAACGCUCUGAUGCGAUUGAAUCAGCUGAAGCCGGGCCUGCAGUAUAAACUCAUCUCUCAGACCGGGCCUGUUCAUGUGCCUGUGUUCACCAUGUCUGUAGAAGUGGAUGGAAAGAACUUUGAAGCCUCCGGUCCCUCCAAACGCACUGCAAAACUACAUGUUGCUGUCAAGGUCUUGCAAGACAUGGGUCUGCCCACAGGAAUGGACCAGAAGGCCACUGAACUGAUGAAGAUGGACGAGCCGGUGAGCGUACAGGUGACUUUGCCCCCAGUCAUCAAAAUGGAGCCAGAACCUGUACCAACUACAGAAACCCCAACCGAUGAGAAUGCUCGACAACAGGGGCCCAUCCUGACCAAACAUGGCAAGAACCCGGUGAUGGAGCUCAACGAGAAACGCCGAGGACUGAAGUAUGAACUCAUCUCUGAGACCGGGGGAAGCCAUGACAAACGCUUCGUCAUGGAGGUUGAAAUCGAUGGACAGAAGUUUCAGGGUACUGGAUCCAACAAAAAGGUUGCGAAGGCGUACGCAGCUCUGGCAGCCCUGGAGAAACUGUUCCCAGAAGGCUCUAACUCUGAGGUGAACAAGAAAAAGAAAAUGCCUCCAAUGCACACUGGAUUUGGCAUGGUGAGCGGGCCACCCUCUGACAUGAUGCCUAAUCCAAGGGGCAGAGGAAGAGGACGCGGCAGGGGCCGAGGACGGGGAUUCAACAACGGUGGAGGAUUUAACCAAGGUGGAUAUGGGACUUAUGGAUAUGGUGGCAAUAACUCUGGCUACAAUUUCUAUAAUAAUGGUGGCUCUAAUGGUGGAUCUGUGGCCUCAAAUCAAGGCACGAACCAGUCUUCAGGUGGACUGGCUGCGACUGGCGGAUUCGGCUCAUAUUAUCAGAGCGACAACAGCUACACUUCCCCUGCCCCAACCCCCAAACCUUUAGCCAAAAAGCCACCCAUGCACCAAAACACCAAGCCUCAGGUCUCUGGAAUGGGCCAAGGCGGGUCCUACGGUCAGUACGGUCAGUACAGUCAAGGCUACGGACCGAAGAAGAACUUUGGUCAGGCUCAAGGUGGUGGAGGAGCAGCUGCUGCUGGUGGUGGUGGAAACUUUAACUACAGCACUGCUUAUCCAUCACAGGUGACCGGAGGACAGGAGUACAACUAUGAAGGUUACAGCAACCAGUCGAACUACAACUCCCAGGGUGGACCCAACCAGAAUUUCGGCGGUAUCUCCGCCUCCUACAACAGCGGCCAAGCUGGGUACGGCCGUGGCGAUCCCAAUAUGAACUACCAGUAUCGAUAAACCUACCUUCCCACGUGCAGUCCUGAAGCAUCAUUUCCAAACAAGGAGCAUCUUCCUCUUUGAUUCUGUUGUUCUUGAGUUUUGGUUUCUGUCACCAACAUCUAAACUAAAGGAAAAUAGCAGUCUCUAAACUUUGUGCAAAAAUAGUGUAUCUGCGUAUUACUUUUGAAGCUUAUUGUAUUCUUAAUUUUAGUUAUUUCAUAUCUGUGAACGCCCCCCUGAAGUACUGCCCUCCAGAGGGACAUGAGAACUACACCCAAAGCGACGCAUGUGAGGACCUGAUGUUAAUAUGCAGUGACGGGACACUCAGUCCUUGAGUGAUUUUUAACCAUUUAAACCUGUAUAAAUAUAAGCACCAAUCUCCGUAUGUAAAUCAGUCAGUUUUAUUUGAUCCUAUUUUCUUGUGUUUGACCAUUACCG